This is a messenger RNA of Mycetomoellerius zeteki, 417 nucleotides long. RefSeq lists its product as uncharacterized. The coding region runs from base 1 to 417 and encodes 138 amino acids. Gene Ontology annotation, molecular function: nucleic acid binding. The transcript has a single exon. The record is from RefSeq and is a predicted model, not a curated record. NCBI's taxonomy places the organism in Eukaryota, Metazoa, Arthropoda, Insecta, Hymenoptera, Formicidae.
AUGGAUAAUUUGCCUGAACAACGCGUUCAACCUUCAAACCACCACGAAGGAUUAGCACAAGCAGCUACAGAAGAAGGCAUAAACUGGCACUUUAUUCCCCCAAGGGCACUGAAUUUUGGAGGAAUCUGGGAAGCUGCUGUAAAGUCCUUUAAAUCCCAUUUUAGACGAGUUACAGGCACCUCUUUGCUCACAAUGGACGAGAUGCAAACUCUAACAAUUCAAAUUGAAUCCAUUUUAAAUUCCCGUCCUCUAACAAUCUUAUCAAAUCCAAACGAUUUAUUCUUUCUUUCUCCUGGACAUUUCUCAAUUGGAGACACUCUUAUCACUGUACCAGAACCGACUUUGAUUAACGUUAAGGAGAAUCGACUAAGCAGAUGGCAAAGAACCAGGGUUGUGCGCGUUACCUCAAAAAAGUAA